Messenger RNA from Odontomachus brunneus, 806 nucleotides. Its product is annotated as probable cytochrome P450 6g2. Gene Ontology annotation, molecular function: oxidoreductase activity, acting on paired donors, with incorporation or reduction of molecular oxygen; iron ion binding; heme binding. The record is from RefSeq and is a predicted model, not a curated record. The annotation marks the transcript as partial. NCBI's taxonomy places the organism in Eukaryota, Metazoa, Arthropoda, Insecta, Hymenoptera, Formicidae. The transcript has 2 exons.
UAGAAUUGAGUUAAGAAUUAAGAGAUACGCGAAAUGUUUUAUUCACCAGUCAACGCUGAUAAGUAGGACCGGAUUGAUCAAUGUGCCUUUGAUGAAAGAAGUGAGCCAUAAUGGAUGUCGUACUUAUUUCUUUGCUUAUUGGAGUGCUCGUCGCAACGUAUUACUUUUAUUUGACCAGACAUUACAAUUAUUGGCGCAAUCAGGGCAUUCCAUGCGCGAAGGGUCUUCUCCCCGGACUCGGUCACAUGUGGCCGGUCGUGUCUUUGAAGAUGAGCUUCCCUGAUUUCAUCCGACAGAUUUACGAGGAUCAUCCGCAACACAGCAUGGUCGGUAUUUACAACAAAACGCAACCUGCAUUGAUAAUACGUGAUCCAGAAUUGGUGAAAACAGUGAUACAGUCGAAUUUUGACAGUUUCUCCGAUAAUCUAUUGAAAGUGGACUUUCAACUCGAUCCUCUUUUCGCGAUAAAUCCUUUCUUUGCCAACGGCGAGAUGUGGUUUACAUCUCGGAAACGUUUGACUCACGCGUUUACUGGCAAACGGUUAAGAAUACUGUACAAGUCCGUCGAGCAGGUUUUGAAAAAGUUCGACGAUUACCUGGACAGAAGAAUGAGUGGAAGCAACAGUAUGAUAGAACUCGAGAUGAGGGAUUUGUUUUCCAAGUAUACAGGUGAGAUAGUGGCCAACGCAGGCCUUGGCGUUGAAGGUUUCUGUUUCGACGGCGAAGAUCAUCCGGCGUCGUUCGUCACAAUGGGAAAAUUGGUAUUCGAUCCGACGCUUCUUGGCAAAAUCGCACAAACUCUUAAU